Molecule: messenger RNA, 5648 nt
Organism: Siniperca chuatsi (mandarin fish)
Lineage: Eukaryota; Metazoa; Chordata; Actinopteri; Centrarchiformes; Sinipercidae
Gene: lhfpl4b
Product: LHFPL tetraspan subfamily member 4b
Exons: 7
Coding region: 2586-3311 (241 amino acids)
Biological process (GO): sensory perception of sound
Cellular component (GO): plasma membrane
Source: RefSeq, a predicted model, not a curated record
CUCUCCUCCUCCGCCCUCUCUCUCUCUCCUCCGCCUCUCUCUCUCCAUCCUCUCCUCCGCCUGCCUCCUCUCGUCCUGCAGAUGAACAGACAGACAGGUGGAGCUCCUCCAGCCGCAGGUUUGGUUCCGGUUUUUUUCUGUUUCAGCUGAUCGUGUUGAUGCACGCGACACGUUUCAGACCUCAGAUCAGAUCGAUUCUCUUUAAAUCCCGACAGACAGACUGAGAGAGAGACAGACAGGCAGGCAGGCAGAGAGAGAGACAGACAGACAGACAGGCUGCUUCAAAACGGUAUUUGUGCGCGCGCGUGCGUGUCAUCAGUAAACAACCCGGAGGUGAUGAUGUCACCGUGUUUAUGUUUGCUGUAAUAAUAUCAGCUGCUCUGCAGUGAGUUAAAGCCACACGUUGAUUAUUCUUUAUAUUUAAUAUAUUGAAUUGUCAGAGUGGUUUACUUGUUCUUGUACUUUAACUUUACAGAUUCUGAUUUACAUAAAAACAUCAGUUUAUAAAAUGCAACAUGUUGUUCAGCUGAUCCAGAGACAUUUCUCCUCUGACGCUUAUAACGUGAGCAGGACUUUUACAUGGUUGUUGGUACUUUUAGUAAAGUAAAUCUUAAUGUUGUAACGUGCUCUGCUGACCUGUUUGUACUUUUAUUAUUAUUUGUUAUUAUCAUUAUUAUUUUUUAUCUUGUUUUUAAUGUUGUACAGCACUUUGGUUCAGCUUCGGUUGUUGGAAGGUGCUAUAGAAAUAAAGUUUGAUUGAUUGAUUGAUUGAUUGAUUGAUUGAUUGAUAAAAGAUCUGAGCUGACUCAUGUCAACUUCCUACAGUAUUUGAUACUUAAAGGGGACGUGUUGUGCUCAUUUCAGCUCUAUAUUUUUAUUCUGCGAGUCCACUAAAGAUCCUGAUUUAUCUUAUACUGGCCCUUCAUGCAGCGCCUCAGUUCAUCCUGUCUGAAACAAGCUGUUUUAGCUCCUGUCUCUUUAAGCCCCCCGCCAUAAAAGCCCACUUUCUUCUGAUUGGCCAGCUCCCCGGAAGCCUGCCGAGGGGCAGCGAGCCGCUGUAACCAGGACUGAGCUCAGCCCCGACAAAACGCAGCAAAACGUUCAUUUAAAUGGAAACGGUGGCGCCUUGAACGCCCUGUUGUAACACUGCAGUGUUUAUAUACACGUCCGUGCUGAUUGGGUAGCACCUCUGACACACCCACCAAACGAGAGAAAACGUACCUGAAAGCCUGUAGCACAAUGAGUUCAGACUGAACGCGCCCCAGUUCUCUUUAUACACCCAGUGCUGUGAGCCGCACACCGCCGGAGGGAAGUGUUUCUGGGAGACAAAAACACAACUUUAUAACUUUGUUCACUGAUCCUGGGGAAACUGGAUCAUAUUUAUGGAGAAAAUAUUUUCUGGUUUUCCCUCUGAUGUCCUCCGGCUGCUCUGCCUCAACUCUCUCUGAGUUUUCUGAUGAACUGAUGGCUUUAAAGUAACUGCUGCUGAUUGUAGCUGCUUUCAGCUAGUUAGCUCAGUUAGCCGUGCAGCUAGCAGUCCUUUUAGCUUCGCUGACUCUGCCCAGAUCGGGCAGGAGUGCUGGUGUUUACACCACUAGCACAGGAGCUUUGGACCGGCAGGAUGAGGUUUUCAGGCCCAGGCUCUGAUCUCCCAGUCAGCUAGCUAAUGGGACCGCUAGCUGCAUGGCUAACUGAGCUAACGGUGGUUGGCAAUGGUUAGCAGUUACUUUAGCAAAAAAUAAAGAUAACUGUCCAUCAAGAAACUAACUUUCUUUCACAACCGAUAAAGCACUUUCCUCGAGACAAGUCCUGAGUGUCGCAUAGCCAGACCCAUCUCCACACUUUAGUGCUAUGAGCAGAGCGGUCCAAUACUGAGCGGGUGGAUGGGCGCGGCCCUGUACUUCGUGGGCGUGCUGUGUGGGCGGUGACUGUACAGUUGUGACAUCACAACCUUAUGGAAGUCCUGACGGCUCGUUUAAAGGCACAGUUUCUGAAUACGGGCUGUGUGCAUUUCUCCGUGGAUUGAGCGUUUUGAUACUUUCACAGUAUUUAUAAAGCGCCUAGAUCUGCUUUAUUAUCAAAAAAGACAUGGAAGUCUCACUUUCUACAAUAUGGGACCUUUAAGUCUCCUUUUAAAACAUUGCCAAAUGUUUAUGUUUACAUCACAGAGGGAGGUGGGGAGGAGAGCUGAAGGGGAGGCAAAGAUACUGCAGGAGGUGGAUCUGUGUCAGAAACCUCCCUCCUCCUCUUAGAGUCCUAACUCCGUCAGGUCUGGACUCACAGACAUGAAACUCACAUCGAAUCGUUCAGUGCGACUCACACUUCCAGAUGUGAUCAUCGUCUCUGAUGCCCGUCCAGAAUAAACGUCCAGAAAUCCACUGAGACGCCAGAGAAGAAAGCGGCUGCAGAACCUGCCUGAGAAUCCUGCUGUUUCUAAGUUUCCUUCAGUCUCACAGUGAUCCAGAGACAGCUGUCUGUCCGUCCACGGGUCCACUGCAGACAGGAGCUGCUGACUGGUUCGGCUGCUCUGACGGGACAGUCUGACUGCAUGUGAACAAAUGCUAAAAAAACGGGUCUGAAACAAGAUGAAACAUGACCCACAUACGGAUUUAAAUCAGACCAGAGAAGUCAUGUCGGUGUCGCCCGCCCUCGUCGACCUCUCUCGUCUUUAUCAGACAGAGUUUGUUCGGAGCGCCCGGGCGGUUGGCGUCCUCUGGGCCGUCUGUACGCUCUGCUUCGCCAUCAUCCAGGUGGUUGUCCUGGUGCAGCCGUCCUGGAUCGGCACUGGAGACACCCGCCAUCAGGGGGUGGGACGGGCCCCGCCCAGCGGCACCCUGGGACUAUUUGAGGUGUGUGUGGAGUCGGACUGGCCGGUCCCGGACUGUCGCGGUGGUCUGUCCAGUCUGUCUCCUCUGCCGUCCUUCCAGUCGGUGGCGGUGUUGGUGGGAGUGUCUCUGUGGGCGGUGUGGACCAGCGUCCUCUGUCUCUGUCUCUUCAGGUUCUGCAGCGCUGCAACCGUCUACAAGAUCUGUGCAUGGCUGCAGCUCACUGCAGGUUUCUGUCUGGCGUUGGCUUGUCUUCUGUUUCCAGACUCGUGGGAGAGUCCAGAGAUGAGAGCUCUGUGUGGAGACUCUGUGGGAAGUUUCUCUCCAGGUAACUGUUCAGUCCACUGGGCCUACAUCCUGGCCAUCUUGGGCGUUCUGGAUGCCGGCAUCUUGGCCACGUUGGCCUUUGUCCUCGCCAACAGACAGGAUGCCCUGCUGCCGCCAGACGCCAAGGACGUGACCACAGGUCUGCUGAUGUCAGCGUAGAGUCACCAGGGGCGGUUGGUCUUCACUUCUCCUCCUUCUGAUCUGUCCAUCCUUAAUCAUCACCAUCAUCCUCAUUAGAGGAGAUAAAUAUCAAAACGAGCCAGAAGAAGAACACGACAUUCCUCCUUCUCUCCUCUCAUCAUCACCUGGUUUCCUGGCAACCAUCUCCACCUUAAUGUUGUCACGGUGAGGAAAGAAGGAUAAAGAGGAGCGGGAAUUAAAAGAGUGAGUUCAGAAAGAAAAGCAGACGAGAAAAGAGGAAAGAAACGACAGUAAAGGUGCAGAACACAGGAUAUAUUGUAGUGAUACAGUAGGUCUAUAUGAACAUUAGUAAAGUGUGUCCAUAUGUUCAAUUAAGAACAUCUUACCUGUGUCACAGCUUGCCUGGCGGUUUAGUGUCCCGCAGUAUUGUGUCUGUGUUGAUGUGUUGAGGCAGGAAGCUUUGGACAGGAUUUAGAGACUCUCUGCAUCUCCAGCAUGAAUAACAUAAAGUUCAAAUGCAGUUCUGAACCAACGGCAGCACUUUAGAAGUGUGGUACUGUCAUGAGACUGUACUGACGAUGUGUUUGUCCCGAUUAUUAAAGUACUACAUCUUCUUUUCUUGUUACAUUUUGGCAUAACGUCACUUCUUUUAUAGCAGGCUAUAUAUUUUGAUAUGUUUGUCCAACAUUAUAUUCAUGUUCCCAGAGCUAUGCAAGUGUGAAGGUAGGAAGGGGAGAGAGGAGGUGGUAUGAUGGGGAAAAAAAUAAAAGAGGAGGGAUGGAAAGGAGAGCUUUCAUUUAGUUCUCCGUUAUCUGUCAGCAUCUGCAGCGACGCCACAAACAGAAGCACAACAUGUUCUAUAAAAUCAUCUUCUGUGAGUUUAAAACAUGUCGACAUUAAAUCUGAACCUCAAAGCAGCCGUCUGAGAUUUGAGUCAAAUCCUCUUGGAGUCGGAUGUUUCAGUCUCAUCUCUGUUUAGCUUAGCUUAGGAACUUCAAAUCUGUCUGAUUUACAUGUUGUGCCUUGUUGGCUUAGUCCACUUAGCUUAGAGUUAGCUUCUGAGUCAAGUUAGUAUAGAGUUAGCUUCAGGUCCAUUUGAUUUUUGGGUCCAUUUAGCUUAGAAUUAGCUUAAGAUCCAUUUAGCAUCUGGGUCCACUUAGCUUAGAUUUAGCUUGUAGGUCGAGUUAGCAUAAAGUUAUCUUUGGGUCCACUUAGCUUUGAAUUAGCUUAAGAGCCAGUUAGCCUCUGGGUUCUACUUCCAGUAUUUGUGCUAAGCUAGGCUAGCAGUUUCCCUGUGAUUCCAGUCUUUGUGCUAAGCUAGGCUAAACACUGAUAAAACUGAUAUCCAUCUGAAACAUCUGACUCUGGAGAAAACACAGAACAAGAAUAUUUUACUAAAAUCUCAGAGUUUCCUGUCAGCAUGACCUUUGACCUUUGAAGCACAAAACAAAGUAGCUUGUGCAGUUUUUCCCUUCAGUGAGUCUUCCAGGCUGUUUGUUGUUUAUUAGAUAAUGUUGCCUUGAACUGAGUGUUUCUGCCUGUUAGCUUCAGUUUAACAGUUAGAAACUUUCAGUCUGUACUAAAUGUUGUUUUCAUAGAGCAUGUGUAGGUGUAGAACUACAUUUAUCAACAUAUAGCAUCUCACAAUCUGGACAUUUACAAGUUUUUAAAUUUGUUUAGUUAAAUGUAAAAGUGAGAGGCCACAUGACGUCGCUGUCCAGUGAAAACCACAUAUCUCCAUUUUUUCAAGUUUAACUUUCCAGAUAUAAACUUAAGAAUCAAAUGUUCUUUUAUCGGCGAGAAAAUUCCAACUUCUUAAGUGAAAAAAUAAUUUAAAAAACAAAUUUAAUUAUCUGAGAAAUAUAUUGUCACUAAGGUGAAAACCUUAGCUUAUGAAAAGCUUUUUGAGAUACAUGGUUUUUACAGGACAGUAACGACGAUUUGUCAGAUCAAACUGUUAAAUACAAAUGAUUAAAUUAAUUAAUAAAAUGAUGUAACCGUGGCAACAUUUUACUGAGUGCCAAAAAGAAAUCAGCAAACAAUAGAAAUGUCUUCAUCGGGGUCAAGCGCGAAAACAAGUUGCCAUGGUUACAGUGGCGUGGGCUUAUUAGCUUGACUGUUACGUUUUGAACGAGUCAACACGACACAAACGGAAGCUGAAAAUUGUCUCUAAUGUGUCUCCGUACAGUUUAACCUCAAAAGAAAACGAAUCAUUUUAUAAAGUUUGUUGUUUGUACUUACAGAAUGUUUCCUGCAUGUCAGAACAGAUGUACAGUGACAGUAACAUAAACAGUAUUUAUGUAUGUUUGUGUGUUAAUGUUUUUAUUCACGUGUGAGAAUAAAUUAUAGAUUUGA